CUGCACCCACUUCACGUCAAAACAAUCCGGAAGACGACACAGCAUGAUGGAACUGUUGUUGGGGCUGAAACGAGGUCAAAGCUAACACAAAUACAAGUGGUUUUAAAGCAGUUUAAUCUAAUAAUACUGUUAAAUAUGCAAAAGUAGCGUCUGAAGCGAAGGUUAUUUAACCGCUUAAACAGUCAGUCCAGUCACACAGGCUAACCUCGCAUUUUGGAUUCAAAGUCCAUAUAGCUCUUCAACGCAUUAAAGUCUUUUAGCUAACCGCAGACUGUUCCAGGGAUACCAUGGGCAACGGAAUGAAUAAGGUUGUUGAUGGACUCUACCUUGGGAAUAUAAGAGAUUCAGAAAACAGAGAAAGUUUAUCUAAGAAUGGCAUCACACACAUCCUGUCUGUGUACAACAAUGCAAAACCGGUGUUUGAGGACAUGACAUACCUUUGCAUUCAUGCAGCUGAUGCUUCCAGCCAGAACCUACUGCAGCAUUUUAAAGAGUGCAUUAGCUUCAUCCAUGAAUGUCGCUUGAAUGGUGGAUCUUGUCUAGUUCACUGCCUUGCAGGUGUAUCAAGGAGCACUACCAUGGUGGUGGCCUACCUGAUGACUGUCACCCACUAUAGCUGGGAGGAGUGUCUGUCUGCUGUCAAAGCUGUUCGUUCCUUUGUUGGGCCAAACUAUGGCUUCCAGCAGCAGCUGCAGGAGUACCAGACUACACAAGUCUCAGAGUACAGAGUAUGGUUACGGUCAAGUUUCCGUCCCAGUCCAUUCAAUGACCAGGAGCAGGUGGGUGCCCUGCUGAGCCAGUACACAGAGCAACAGCAGAGCCAGAAGAGGGGAGGUGAUCACAGCUGGAUAACUGUCAGUGGCUACCCAUCCAUGCGAUCCAAUGCUGAUGCUGAUGGUGAUGAUGAAGGAAGCGGCUAAAACACAAGUCUGGUCAUGCCAAACUUGUGCCCAUUGCUGCCUGGAAAUAGGCAGUACCCACUAUUCUGUACUCAUUUCCAAAUCAACCCUCAGUCAUAUCUAACCUACAUGUAUUCAUACAACUCUAAAAGCAUAAGAUAAUAUUGAGCACCUUUUACUUUAUUCGCGUCUGUUUUUUAAGAAGAGAUGGAGGUUGAUUUAGAAUUGUGCUACAGACCUAUAACCACUACCAGUACCCGCCACAGUCCCUUACAACCAAAACAGGGGUAUUGGUGCUCACAGACGCCUUACUCUAAACACCUCAGCACCUUAGCCAUGAUGAGUGAUGACCUCUGUUUCUACAUGGACUCCUGCAAUGUUCAGCUCAGCAGCCUUAAUGCCAUAAUCAACUAACGGCAUCUUAAAUGAACAUUUUGCCUAUAGUUAUAUAAAUAUCUAGUCUGUUAAAUCUCAGUUAAAUCUAAAACUAAACUGAUGGUUGAUUUGAUACGUACAAGUUUGCAAAUCAGCACUGCUUUUUGUGUUUGUAGGUUUGACAGCAUGAAAUUUGUUGUUACAUUCAUCCUACCUAUAAAUAGCUGCAACAUACAUCAUAAGCAUUGUACUAGCCACCUACAAAGAUCACAAAACAAUGAGUUUAUCACUGCCUAUGUAAUUUACAGUAUUCAUGUUGACAUAGUUGGAUACUGCUCUUUCAGUAUAGUUAGCACUUUCACUUUCAUUUGGUUCAUCGUAGAGAAAAUUCCAAGUUGUGUACACACCACUUGUACCAAUAUUUGUUACAAAAUCUAGUGUCAGAAAUCCACACCAAAACAACAAAACAAAUCUUUAUAUAAACUAGUAGAAUAUUGUGAGGCUAAAAAACUGUUAUCAGUUCCCAGCAGUUAUUUCUUCUUUGCAUUCAUUGCAGGGCUGAGAGGACUGGUACUAAGUUAUCCCUCACCAGGCACACAGGAUUAAAGAAAGACAAACCUUUUUAAGUAGGUUGACACACGGAGACCGCACUGUGGACAUUACAAAUAAACCACUAUGAGUGACACCUAAAAAUACAUAGGAAACAAGGCAAAAUGUUCCUUUAAGUUUAUUAACAGCAGGUUAAAUUUGGGAAUUUGAAUUUAAAGUAUUACUACAUAUUCAGGAUGUCUGUAGUCCAAAUGUUAAAGUCUUCCUGAUUUUACCGAAGCUCUGAUGUUAUCUUUUUACUGUGUCAAAACAGAUUUUUAAAGAAUUUCUGUUUAUAGUUUUGUGGAUAAUGUUUGUUGUCCUAAUUGUGUAUUUAUGGUGUUUUGUUUUAUAAUGAAAUGCAGUGAUGGAGAAAAAAUGGAAUUGUUAAUAAAUCCACCCUAUGAAGAUAA
Messenger RNA from Neolamprologus brichardi, 2275 nucleotides. It is a transcript of the gene dusp22a, whose product is annotated as dual specificity phosphatase 22a. NCBI's taxonomy places the organism in Eukaryota, Metazoa, Chordata, Actinopteri, Cichliformes, Cichlidae. Gene Ontology annotation, cellular component: cytosol. The record is from RefSeq and is a predicted model, not a curated record. Gene Ontology annotation, molecular function: protein tyrosine phosphatase activity. Gene Ontology annotation, biological process: protein dephosphorylation; signal transduction.